CAUGGUGCCACUUCAUCGGGUGGUUACCUCAGUCAGCCAUGAAGUUUUUCGAGCUACAGAAGCCAACGGCUGUGGCUCCUUUUUUGCUGGAAUUUCUCACGAUUCUGGGCAUGCGAGGAGGAACUGGUCGCACCAGGUCGCUUCGUUUUGUGUGCCUCCUGCUGGCGGGAUGGAUUUUACUGGGGAUUCCCAAGGCCUACUUUGGGUUCGGAGAUCAGCUGGAUCUGAACAUUCGAGGAUACUCGGAACUGCUGUUUUUGUUCAACAUCGACUCGAAGGCGAUCAUAUUUUAUAUGAAUAGUGCAAAAUUGGAGGAGCUCGUUGAGUUGGUGGAAACGAUGUUUGGCAGAGUGACAAAUCUUAGUUCAGAUGCGUUGAUGCCAAAAAAUGUUCUAAAUUCGAAUCAAACGUUAGACAGGAUAGCCAAAAAUUAUGCAAUUUUCGCAGGGACGGCUGGUGCAGUGUUUGUAAUUUUUCCAGCCUUGCAUACCAUUGUCAUUUAUUUCAUGAACCAAAGAAAAGAAGUUGAAAUAAGGAAGUAUGUUACAUCGUCAGUGCAUGAACAAAACGGCAUCAACGUCGAGGAGGAUAUUCGUCUAUAUUUCAUCCACGCUCUGCUAAUUGCUCCCGUUCACGUGAUUCUGGGGCUUAAAUUGGCCGCUACCGAUAUUACAAUUUUCUGUGGUAUCAAGAGCAUUGGUUCGAUUUUUCGGCUGGUUUCUACAAGACUGGGCAAUCUGCAUGACUUUAAGAAUGUCGAUGAACUUCGGAAGGAGCUAAAAGAAGUGGUUGAUAUUCAUAACGAUGCUUUAAGGUGUGUCAAAAUUUUGGAGAGUAUUUCCAGCUUAGGAGUGAUGUUACAGUUGAUGAACACGGUUAUUGUCUGGGUUGCAAUGGUCUUUUGUGUCAGUUAUAGUCCAAAUAUGAACGCAUUGAAUCUACUUGUACUGCUUAUUCUUAUAACAUCUCAAACCUUUUUGCUAUGUCAAUAUGGAAACGAGCUUACUGAAGAGAGUAUUGCCGUCGCAACUGAGGCCUACAAUGCUCAGUGGGCUAAACUGCCCGUGGAUGUUCAGAAAGGUGUUGGGUUGAUUCUGCAACGAGCUCAAAAAUGGGAAGGCAUCACGGCGGCCCGAUUCUACCAAGUGAAUGUCGAACGGUUCGGUGCAAUGGUUCAUACGUCCUACUCGAUUUACGUGGUGCUGAAAGAUCGACUGGCUAGCAAAACUUAGGAUGAUUUGAUUUUUUUGUUUCAAUCCGAAAGGAUUAUUUGACAAAUGAUAUCCCUUGAAUUUUCUUAACAAGCUUUUUGCCCAAAGUCUACCUUGGAUAAAACAAUAAAGAUGCCUAUCACCUUAAAAGUCCCAUCACAUCCCUUUUUACACCAUAAUAAACAAAUAUAAAUCAAAACUGUAAUAAG
Molecule: messenger RNA, 1420 nt
Organism: Culex quinquefasciatus (southern house mosquito)
Lineage: Eukaryota; Metazoa; Arthropoda; Insecta; Diptera; Culicidae
Product: odorant receptor 49b
Exons: 6
Coding region: 39-1232 (397 amino acids)
Biological process (GO): detection of chemical stimulus involved in sensory perception of smell; sensory perception of smell
Cellular component (GO): plasma membrane
Molecular function (GO): olfactory receptor activity; odorant binding
Source: RefSeq, a predicted model, not a curated record